Aspergillus clavatus NRRL 1 is the source of this 1047-nucleotide messenger RNA. RefSeq lists its product as uncharacterized. The transcript has 2 exons. The record is from RefSeq and is a predicted model, not a curated record. Gene Ontology annotation, molecular function: S-adenosylmethionine-dependent methyltransferase activity. NCBI's taxonomy places the organism in Eukaryota, Fungi, Ascomycota, Eurotiomycetes, Eurotiales, Aspergillaceae. The coding region runs from base 1 to 1047 and encodes 348 amino acids. Gene Ontology annotation, biological process: methylation.
AUGACCAACGAUACCAAAUUUACGACUAUGCUAGGCGCCGGAGCCUAUAAUGCAAACUCGAGCCUACAACUCAAAGCAGUGGAAGCAUGCUUUAAGUUAUUGCCGAUCACUAAGCCACACCUCAAUUCUGAGAUCAUAACGAUUGUGGACUAUGGAUGUGCAGAGGGGUUUAACUCAAUUAUAUUUCUUGAGAAACUUGUGGAGAUGUUCUCCCUCCCCUCAUCAUUGAGUAUUAUUUUCAAUGAUACGCCUGCAAAUGACUUCAACAGUCUGGCUUCAACUCUAUACGCUAGUUCCCUUGUGACCACCGACAGAGUCGGCCCUCGCAUUAUGCCGUCUUUUGUUCCCAUGAGCUACCUCGAACAAGUCCAGCCUACCAAUUCCGUCGAUAUCGGGCUAUGUCUUACUUCUCUGAACUGGCUGUCCUGUUUUCAAAGCAUCAGGAGUUCCCCACUUAGCGAGGCCCAGGUUUCAGCCGUGGCAAAGCAGGAUCUGUCCACCUUUCUCGGUGCCCGUUACCAGGAGUUUCAUCCUGGCGGAAAUCUCAUUCUUUCCAUCCCGAUCGACGGAGAAAUGACCCUGAAGGCUGUUCAUCGGGCCCUUGAGAGGGCUAUUCACACCACCUUUGGCCAGUCGGUGGCUGCCGCAUAUCAAUGUCCAUCGUACUUUCGACAGAGUGAAGAAAUAUCUUCAGUCCUUCAGGCAUUUACCUCCAAAUGGCGGGUCAUCAGCCAAUUUGAACAGAAUAUUGAACAUCCCGCCUCAGCACAAUUCCGAGCGUCUCUGAUGGAAGGCCCAGAUCAACCCAGCCAGGCGGCUCUCCAGGCCUGUGUGAAGGCCAUUUGCUCGUUUAUCCUUGCUGUGUUUGGUCCGACAAUCAUCAACACAGCUCGUGCUUUUGGUGAAACAUCGGCGGAUGGGAAGACUCAAACCAACCAAGAGCUUUUGGAAAUGAUUGCGGAUGCAUAUCAAGAGGAGCUGCUCCAGGUCGAUUGGAGAAGACCCGUGGGAUGUAGAUUCAGUUUACUGAAGCUGCAACGGGUCUGA